Messenger RNA from Tribolium castaneum (red flour beetle), 1198 nucleotides. RefSeq names its product Phosphatidylinositol glycan anchor biosynthesis class L (gene PIG-L). Gene Ontology annotation, molecular function: N-acetylglucosaminylphosphatidylinositol deacetylase activity. Lineage: Eukaryota; Metazoa; Arthropoda; Insecta; Coleoptera; Tenebrionidae. Bases 174 to 1052 code for a protein of 292 amino acids. The transcript is spliced from 3 exons. Gene Ontology annotation, biological process: GPI anchor biosynthetic process. The record is from RefSeq and is a predicted model, not a curated record. Gene Ontology annotation, cellular component: endoplasmic reticulum.
CUUGGGAAUGCUAGUGACAGAUAAAAAUCCCUAGAAAUGGGGACGUCAACCUAACCUCAAAAUUAUGCCCUGUGCCAAUUUCUCCGCCAGAAAAUCUAAAAAUACCGCAAAUGCUCGGUAAAUCUAUUUCGAGCGUGACUUCAUGACUGAGAUGAGCCAAGCAGCGCCUUGGCAUGAGUCUAGGUUUCGAAUCGUUGGUGUCCCUCGUCUCAGCCUCUUGGAAGAAUCUAACCGUUCGAGUCCAGGAAUACACGAAAGAAACCGUGGAGCAUUUAAUCGUAGCCGUGUCCGUGUACAUCAUAGUAUGCGUGUUUUUGUACCUUUCCAUCUCUCGCUGGAAGAUAAUCCACUUCAAAAAAGACGUAAAAAACCCCCAUCGUGUUUUACUAGUAAUCGCACAUCCUGACGACGAAUGCAUGUUUUUUGGCCCCACUGUUUUGAACUUCACCAAACAGAACCAAUGUAAAGUGUUCCUGAUGUGUCUUUCGACAGGGCAAAAUUACGGACUGGGGAAAACCCGCAAACAGGAAUUGUACAAAUCGUGUCGCAUGCUGGGCAUUGACGAUAGCUGUAUCACGGUGUGCAACCACACGAACUUGCCCGAUCAAAUGGGGGCCAAAUGGCCGAUUGAAUUGGUCGCUAAAUUGAUUUUAAACCACGUGGAGACCUACAGCAUUGACACGCUUGUCACCUUUGAUAAACACGGAGUUAGCUAUCAUCUCAAUCACUGCAGUAUUUACUACGCGAUCGCUCAUCUCAGCAUUGAGAAAAAAUUGCCCAAGGAAUGUUCUGUUUAUGUUCUAGAGACUGUUAAUUUGUUGAGGAAGUAUUGGCUCCUGUUGGAUAUUCCCGUCUCGUUUCUUUUGUCCAGGAUAAGGUAUUUAGUGACUUCUGCAGACCGCGCUAUAAUCCACAAGGCCAUGAAACAGCAUCAGUCCCAAUUAGUUUGGUUUCGACGUCUCUAUAUGCUUUUCUCAAGGUAUAUGUUAAUUAAUUCGCUACAGUUAAUGGAAUUGUCGGAUAUAGAAUUAGAUUUAGAAAUAGACGACUAAAUUUAUAUCACUCUAGACGAAACAAAGUUUCAACUUUUAUAUAUCAACUUGUAAAUACAAACCUACCUCUUGAUUUUUGUUGUUUUUGUGCCAAAGUCUAUGCUUCUUUGUAAGUUUUUAUGAAUUUUAAUAAAAUUAUGUUUCUA